Messenger RNA from Magallana angulata, 2151 nucleotides. Its product is annotated as probable E3 ubiquitin-protein ligase HERC1. Bases 1 to 2151 code for a protein of 716 amino acids. The record is from RefSeq and is a predicted model, not a curated record. The transcript is spliced from 9 exons. NCBI's taxonomy places the organism in Eukaryota, Metazoa, Mollusca, Bivalvia, Ostreida, Ostreidae.
AUGUUGGACCCCAGUCAAAUACAUCUGAAGUUUGGAGAGCAUCUCCAUUCUAGUUGGGUGUCAGAAGACUGUGAGGGCAUAGCCUCUCCAUCUGGGCUGGAUGGCUUGUUUGAGAGACUUGUAUCCCAUAAAGAAGUCAACCUUCUGCCCCAGCAGGCGAUAAGUCUGAAGGGACCCACCCUGACGGACUAUGAUCAGGAACCAACAACUGUAGAGGAACAAGAACAUUUAAUCAAUGCUCUACUAGGCCAUCAGAGAAACCUCGCCAAAACCAUCUCAAAUCUCUCCAGGUUCUCCAAAGUGCUUCAGAAAAGACUAAUUAUUUUGCAGCGGGUUUACCAAGCUGUUUCAUGCAAGCACCAUGUCAGAAAAAUCUGUAGCGAAGACUCGCCUCUCAAUACAUCAGUAACAGGAAAGUCCGAGGACGAGAAGAGUAAUUUAGGAUUGGGAAUGCCACAAGGCAAUGAUGCUUUACUUGAACUAGGAGUCAAAACAGGAAUCAACAUUUUGUUCUCAUUGCUAAGGCAGAACUGGGUUUUAGCAAAACAGACAGGGCAGUUUUCAUUUUGCAAUGACAUUAUACAAACAGCAUUAUCAGUGGUAGAAAACUUCCCACCAUUGUCUCUAUCCAAUGAGACAAAACUAACCCCAUUAGGAGUAGAUUCUCUAAACCAAAUUAAUGUGUUUUUACAACAAGCUUCCAGUCCACAUUCGGAGGCUGAUCUGACUGGUCAGAGACUAGCUGCAGAACUCAUGAUAGCGUUAGCAGCUCAGAGAGGGUCACUUAGAUAUGUCCUUGGAUGGAUUGAAAUGUCAAUGAAAAUCUCAGUUACUGUGUCAAAGAGCAAAACUAAAGACAAAGAUGCUGGAAAAAUCCAUUGGCAGUCAUUUCUAAAGAUAAUCACUGAUAUGAUAAACCCUAUGGGAGGCAGCAGUGGCUUAACCAGUACAAUGCUUAGGGACAUCUCUCCUGAUGACAAUGGAUUGGUCUCUUUGUAUUAUGCUGCAGUUAUACUACUGGAAGAGUUGUACUUCCUGGCCUCAGACUAUGCCAGCAACUGUUGUUCAGGCCCUGAUGAAAACUGCAACAACUCCACAUCCCACAGUAAUGCCAACCUGAGCGGUAGCUGUGGGGAGGUGUAUGUCUGGGGGAGCAACUGUACUCACCAGCUGGCCGAGGGGGGACAAGAGAAGAUAACAACCCCCAAAUAUUCUGCCGUCUUCACAGAUUGUCAACAGGUGGAGGCAGGCCAGUUCUGUACAUUCCUGAUCUACAGUGAUGGGAUGGUGGGAGCGUGUGGUAAGGGCAGCUAUGGCAGGCUUGGUCUGGGAGAUUCCAACAACUGCUCUGUGCCAAAGAAGCCUCUCUUUGAGAAGAAAUACGUGAAAAAGAUCUCAUCCUCCAAGGGUUCUGAUGGUCACUCUUUAGCACUGACCACUACAGGGGAGGUGUACAGCUGGGGGGAUGGUGAUUAUGGAAAACUGGGCCAUGGGACUCAUUCCACACAAAAAAUCCCUAAACUGGUGAAAGGUCCAUUGGUUGGAAAGGUAGUGAAAUGUGUGUCUGCGGGCUACAGACACAGUGCUGCAGUGAUCGAGGACGGAGAACUAUACACAUGGGGAGAUGGGGAAUUUGGAAGACUUGGCCAUGACUACACCUCCAGUAAAAACUUCCCGACCAAAGUACAAUCCAUAGAGUCAGUGGGGCUGGUGGCCUGUGGGGGUAGUCAUACUCUGGCUGUAUCUCAGGACGGCAAGACUAUCUGGUCAUUCGGAGGAGGAGAAAAUGGAAAGCUUGGUCAUGGAGACACGAAUAGACAGCUGAAGCCUAAGGUGAUAGAGGCACUGAAUGGGUUGUACAUCAGGAAGGUGGCGUGUGGCAGUCAAUCCUCCCUGGCCGUGACCUCCUCAGGACAGCUAUAUGCCUGGGGAUGUGGAGCCAUUUUAGGAUGUGGAUCGGCGGAGUAUACAGCUCUCCGACCGAGGCUGGUGGAGGAUCUACAGUCCAAGCGAGUGGUGGAUAUUGCCUGUGGAGACAGCCAUGUGAUAGCUCUCACUCAUGGUAACAGCUUGUCCCACAUACACCAAACCACAUACAUAUAUGUGUACAUGAAAGUGGAACAAAAAGUUACUUUAAAAAUUUGUAAAUAG